AUUGCGAAGAUGGUGCAGGACCGGGCAGUGUUACGUUCUGUUGUACACAGGCUCCCUGUGAGGCGCAACCGACUCCAGAGCAGCUAACGACAGUAUUUGCCCUCAGUUUAGGUUGUACAAAAAAUACUUUUUAAAAAUAAGCAUCAUUUGGCGAGAUCAUGAUUAUCCUCGUCUUUGUAUACGUCUUGGCAAAGAAAAAACUGGUCUCCGGAGGGGUAGAAGGUGGAUAAGCCGCAGUGGAGGUAGAAGGAAUUCGGGACUGGAGACGUCGAGAGCGUGCCCCCAGGGGAAUCUGGCCAUCGGGAAAAGCCUCGGAGACUUAAGGCUUGAAUACUGUAGCCAGUUGUCUUAGAACCGUUUCGCCUAACUUGCCUCACAGUCUUUGAUACUCCAGCUACUGUCAAGUUCGGAAAUUUAAACUCAGUGGCACUAACGAAUGCUCAGAGAACUCGGCAAGGCGUUUCCUUUUCGUUGCUCUGCAAACUUUAAGAGUGAGAUUUCGGGUUUCCAAGGAAGCUGGUGCCGGGGUGAAAUCACCGGUUUCAAAAGUCAAGCGGAGAAAGCGCUUUCCCUUCAAAGCCCAAAUAUCUGCGGCUGCAGCUCACUUUUCUACUGAUUUACCUUCCGGUGCCGCCAAGUAUCUUGGGGCUCUUCUUAUCUCGGAGGCGUGGAUUGGGUGUUCAGCGCGCCCGCCGACUAUUUUUGCGCCAGGAUUGGUCGCUUGAUUUCCGCUCUAGAUGGGUGAUUGGCUGUCAGCUCGCUCGGCGAUUGGGUGCUGGGAGUCGAGGGGUGGGAGGCGGGAAUUCUUCGGAAACGGUGUUGCUGAGGGGGUUUCACAAGAGUUGGAGCGGAGAAAAGUUGGGAAUCUGAAAUAAAUAAGAAAGCAUGAUGUCUUCAGUAUGGUCUGAAUAUACAAUUGGUGGGGUGAAGAUUAACUUUCCUUGUAAGGCUUAUCCAUCACAGCUUGCUAUGAUGAAUUGUAUUGUCAGAGGAUUAAACAGUAAGCAACAUUGUUUGUUGGAGAGCCCCACAGGAAGUGGGAAAAGCUUAGCCUUACUUUGUUCGGCUUUAGCAUGGCAGCAGUCUCUUAGUGGGAAGCCAGUGGAUGAGGGCUUAAGUAAAAAGGCUGAAGUACCACCAUCAUGUAGUUGUACAUGCCAUUCAAAGAAUUUUCCUAACAAUGACAUUAUGAACCCAGGAACAUCACACCAUUUUGGUAGUCCAAGUACACCACCUUCUGAAAGAAAUAUCACUUCAUCAACUUGUCAAGAUUCUCCUGAAAAAAACACACUGGCUGCAAAGUUAUCUGCCAAGAAGCAGGCAUCUGUGUGCAGAAAUGAAAAUGAUGAUUUUCAAGUAGACAAGAAAAGAAUUCGCCUCUUAGAAACUACACAGCAGAUUAGAAAACGUCAUUCUUUUGAAAAGGAAGUACACCAUUUGGAUGCAAAAGUUGCUUCAGGAAAGGCAGUAAAACUCAACUCUCCAUCAGGAACCACAAACUCCUUUUCUCUACAAAGUCCCCCUGGCCACUGUUCUAGGUGCUGUUGUUCUCCUAAACAAGGAAACAGUCAAGAUUCUUCAAAUGCCAUUAAGAAGGAUCAUGGAGGGAAAUCGAAGAUACCCAAAAUAUAUUUUGGGACACGCACACACAAGCAGAUUGCUCAGAUUACUAGAGAGCUCCGGAGGACAGCGUACUCAGGGGUCCCAAUGACUAUUCUUUCUAGCAGGGAUCAUACUUGUGUCCAUCCUGAAGCAGUUGGUAACUUCAACAGAAAAGAAAAAUGCAUGGAAUUGCUAGAUGGGAAAAAUGGAAAGUCCUGCUAUUUUUAUCAUGGUGUUCAUAAAAUUAGAGAUCAACACACAUUACAGACUCUCCAAGGGAUGCACGAGGCCUGGGAUAUAGAAGAACUUGUCAGCCUGGGGAAAAAACUAAAGGCAUGUCCGUAUUACACAGCGCGAGAACUGAUAGAAGAUGCUGACAUAGUGUUUUGUCCCUACAACUAUCUUCUAGAUGCACAAAUAAGGGAAACUAUGGAUAUCAACCUGAAAGAACAGGUUGUCAUUUUAGAUGAAGCUCAUAAUAUUGAGGACUGUGCUCGGGAAUCAGCAAGUUACAGUGUAACAGAAGUUCAGCUUUGGUUUGCUCGAGAUGAACUAGAUAGUAUGGUAAACAAUAACAUAAGGAAGAAAGACCACGAUCCCCUCCGAGCUGUGUGCUAUAGUCUCAUUCACUGGUUAGAAGCACACUCUGAACACCUUGUAGAGAGGCACUAUGAGUCAUCCUGUAAGAUAUGGAGUGGGAAUGAGAUGAUCUUUCAUUUACACAAAAUGGGCAUCACUUCUGCUACUUUUCCCAUCUUGCAGUUGAAUUAUCCCAGCACCAUUUACCAAGGACAUUUUUCUGCUGUCCUUCAAAAAGAAGAAAAAGUCUCAUCAGUUCAUGGUAAGGAGGAAGCAAGAGAAAUACCUGUUAUCAGUGCUUCAACUCAAGUAAUGCUCAAAGGACUUUUUAUGGUGCUUGACUAUCUUUUUAGGCAAAAUAGCAGAUUUGCAGAUGAUUAUAAAGUUGCUAUUCAACAGACUUACUCUUGGAUAAAUCAGACUGAUACUUCAGAUAGAAACGAGUUUUUUGCUCUACCAAAAAAUAAGAAGCGCUCUCGACAGAAAACUGCAGUUCACGUGCUGAAUUUUUGGUGCUUAAAUCCAGCUGUGGCCUUUUCAGAUAUUGAUGAAAAAGUUCAGACAAUCGUUUUGACAUCUGGAACAUUAUCACCGAUGAAAUCCUUUUCAUCAGAACUUGGUGUUACAUUUACUAUUCAGCUGGAGGCUAAUCAUGUCAUUAAUAACUCACAGGUUUGGGUUGGCACCAUUGGAUCAGGCCCCACAGGUCGGAAUCUCUGUGCUACCUUCCAGCACACUGAAACAUUUGAGUUCCAGGAUGAAGUGGGGGCACUUUUGUUAUCUGUGUGCCAGACUGUGAGCCAAGGAAUUUUGUGUUUCUUGCCAUCUUAUAAGUUAUUAGAAAAAUUAAAAGAACGUUGGCAUUCCACUGGUCUGUGGCGUAACCUGGAGUUGGUGAAGACAGUCAUUGUAGAACCACAGGGAGGAGACAAAACUGAGUUUGAUGAGUUACUGCAGGUAUACUAUGAUGCAGUCAAAUACAGAGGAGAGAAAGAUGGAGCGCUCCUGGUAGCUGUUUGUCGUGGGAAAGUGAGUGAGGGUCUGGAUUUCUCAGAUGACAAUGCCCGUGCUGUCAUAACAGUAGGAAUUCCUUUUCCAAAUGUGAAAGAUCUACAGGUUGAACUGAAGCGUCAGUACAAUGACCAGCAUUCAAAAUUGAGAGGUCUUUUACCUGGUCGUCAGUGGUAUGAAAUUCAAGCAUACAGGGCCUUAAACCAGGCCCUAGGUAGGUGUAUUCGACACAAAAAUGAUUGGGGAGCUCUUAUUCUAGUGGAUGAUCGCUUCAGAAGUAACCCAAGUCGCUAUAUAUCUGGACUUUCUAAAUGGGUACGGCAGCAGAUUCAGCACCAUUCAACAUUCGAAAGUGCACUGGAGUCCUUGACUGAAUUUUCCAAAAAGCAUUUAAAGGUCAUUGAUGUAUCCAUACAGGACAGAAAGUCUAUACAGGACAGUGAGUGUAUACUUGAAGUGGCCCGUUUGAAGGACAGCACCCCAACCUCUUUAUUGGAAGCAGAAAGUCAUCUGUCACCAGAAAAUCCUUGGGAAGAUGAUAUAAAAAUGUGUGUCCAGGAGCGUCAGUGUCCUAAAAUGAUAACUAAAAAUUCAUCACCACCAAAUGGCACCAUCUCCAGAAAGGAGAAAGAUGAUACAGUAUUAUCAGAAGAGUCUGUCCAGGCAAUGAAAAGAGGGAAAACGGUGAUUUCGAGAUCCACAAGCCCAACCUUCAGCAAACAAGCAAAGAGAGUUAGUUGGCCUAGCUUCCAUUCUUCUGGACAGUAUUGUACUGGUAAAAUACUGACUGCAGCACCUGAGCUCAGGACUUCAGAAGACUGUACCUCUAGCACUUCUACUAUCAAAAUAGAAAAGAUGGAAAGUAGACCUGUUUUGCCACUCACUGAUAAAUGUGAGUCCUCAUCUCUGACAGUAAACAUAUCACUUGAGCCAUGCCCUCAAUCGGAAAUCAUUGUUGCACCGAUAAAGACUGAUUUUGCUCUUACCGAAAAAGAUCAUCCCAAACGGCUGCUCUGCUGUGAAAAAACACUGAAUCCGGACACUGAAAUGUCUUUCGUAAGUGAAGAAACUAAACUUUCUACUUCAAAUAGAUCUUUUGAAACAGAAGCAGAAGAUGAAUCUGUCUAUUUUACACCUGAACUUUAUGAUCCUAUAGAUAUAGAUGAAAAGAAAAAUGAACCAGUUGAAACUGAUGGAAUCAGUACACUGGCUGAUAAUUCAAAUUACAUUUUAGCUGAAGACGUUUUUGAAGAUGAAACUAUGAAAGGAGAGGAUUCAGUCAGCAAAAUGAAAGCUGAGGAUUGCUCAGACACAAAAUUGAAUAGAAUCAUACAUAUUGAAGAAAGUAAAAUUGAUAAACAUUGAUGAUAAUAUAAAAACAACUAUAUAAAUGAGUCGGAUCUUGGAAAAACUCAUGAGACAGAAAUAAAGAACUUUAAAUAGUCUCCUUCCAAAAAUAAAGGUGCGUUCCUGGUGUUAGGUGACAGUACUUAACUUUGAAGCUAUAAAAAUAUGUCAUCAUGCUUAUAUAUUAAACUUGGUUAUAAAUAACAAUUUACAAAUUGGGUAAGUGGUUUACUUUUUUAAAAAUUUGAGAGAUAUUUUUCAUUUUAAUUCAUUGUCAUCAGAUUUUCAAAAGUAUAUUUUAUGUUCAGAAAUGUAAGUUUUACUAUUCUCAACUUUUGAUAAAGUGAUUCAUACAAAGUAUUUUCUUCCAACAAGUCUUCCUUAGUAAAUGUGGUAUAAACAUAAUCCACCUGAAAGAUGAUUAGUGUUUUUUAGGGCCGUGUAGACUUCACAUAAAUAUUGUAUUUUAUAGACUUCUUCAUCCAUUUGUUUUCAUACAUAUAUAAAAAUUAAAAAUCUAACCUAGUCAUACCUCAGCCAUAUCUCACUGUAAAUUUUACCACAGAUCAGCCUGAAAUUUUUUAGGAAUCAAACUUUGUCUUGAAAAGUUUAUCUCCCUAUUAAACUUGCCUAUUUAUAAAUAACAAGAAAACUUAAGUAAACAUCAUGCACUUUUUAGUUCUUUUUUUACAUUUUUUGUUUGAUAAAUCAAAAUCAAGCAUGCUGUAAACAAAUUUAUGUAAAGUUAUAGAAUGCCAAAUGAAGGGCUCCAAAUGUUUUAUCCUAAUUAUUUAGCUUCAUCAUUGUGGGGGAAUAAAUGACAUGUUCUGGUAUAAAGGCUUUAGUUAUGCUACUGUUGAGAUACAAAACUUCAUAUAUAAAUUUGGUAAGCACCCAAUUAUGUAACUGCAGCUGAAUACGUUCUCGUAGAGCGCAGCAAGCUUUUCUCUGAAUUUUGGCUCUGCUUGUAUUUUUGUAAAUGAAGCUAUGCUUCUGAUCGUGGUGUUUAUAAAAGAUGCUCUUUUCUGAUAUCAUUCUAAAAGUACAUUCAUGGAUCUUUUUCUGAGUAGCAUCUUGUUAUUCAAUGGAUAUUUAGGUGUCUUGUAAGUGAUUUGAAUUGAAAUUUUAUGAGCUGUUUGUGUGGUCUGUUAUUUUCAAGCCAAAAUUCCCCAUAAUCAGAUAUGUUUUACAUUCAUUCACAGAAAAUGAAUUAUUAUAUAGACAUAUGUUUACUUUUACUUUAAUCACAUUUAGUUUUAAUACAGCUUGUUUCUAUAACAUGGAUUUUACAACUGUAAGCAUAAUUCAGUGAAAUUUAAAUUGAUUAUUUACCAGUUGGAAACACUGGUGGCAUAGUGGUUAAGUACUACAGCUGUUAACCAAGAGGCUGGCAGUUCAAAUCUGCCAGGCACUCCUUGGAAACUCUAUGGGGCAGUUCUACUCUGUCCUACAGGGUUGCUAUGAGUCGGAAUCAACUCGACAGCAGUGGGUUUGGUUUUUUUUAUUUACCAGUUAAAGAGUUCAUCUAUACCUUGGGAUAUAUUCUAUCCCACCUAGUGUUAGAUAUUUUUCUUAGUCGAUAGGUGAGUGGUAAGUUAAAAGCACUGGAUUAAAAAGUAAUUUUUAAAUUGUUUUGAAAGCAUGCAACCAUUCUCCCUUUGGUAUUAUUCUUACAACACAUACAAGGGUAAUGAGAUAGUGGAAAGAAUACCAUGUGGAAAGCAAGAGACUUAAGAUCUAUUCCUGGCUCUGCCACUAAUUUGCUAAGUCAUGUUGGCAAUCACCAUGGGAAUUAGUUUCAUCUGUGAAAUACAGAAUUUAGUACUAUAAAGUCAUGCAAAUCCCUUUCAGCUUUAAAAUUCCAUAAUUUAAAGGAUGAUUUGUUGAUAUUAUACUCUGAAGUCAAUUUUCAUUUGUUUUUGUUCUGUAACGCUUAAAAUAAAGCAUGCCAUUUUGUAGAAAAGGUGAAAUGACUCUACCUUUAGAGAACAGUUGUAUGAAUAUGUACAUGAUAACUUCAGAAACUAGGUAUCUAUUUUAACAAUGCUGCAAUUAAAACAUUUUUGAGAUUUUUAAAAUUAACUUUUGAAGAAUUGGUAAACUACAUGAGAAAACUAAGCACAUUAUAGUCUCACCUUAGUAUUAUUUCCCAACUUGAUCUCAAAUACCAUCCCCUUGCCCUAGAUGUGAUUUUUAAAUUCUUUUUGAAAUCAAAUUCUCUCAGAGACUAAAAAUUUCCAUUACUGAAAACGUUCAUAGAUAUGUUCCACAAGCUUCAAAAAUAAUUCCAAAAGGUAUUUGAAAAAUUUUGUGAGAUGGUAGCACCACUGAAACAGGUGUAUGAACUCCUCAGGUCAUGACUUUGAUCAGGAUGAUAUUAUAAGAAGUAAACUACUGGCUUAUCUAGAGUAGAAUAGACCAUUUUCAUUAUUGGUAAUACGCUUUGUAAGAGUUAUCUUAGAGAGUCAAAUAAGUUAAAACAAGUAAAAGCAUUUAAGAAAAAUAUCUGGCACAUGACAAGCUGUCAGUUUUAGUUAAUCAAUCCCUUUUGGAGAUCCAGAGUACACCCUUGCUUUGUAUGAAGCUUUCCUUAAUUCGUAGAUAAAUAAACAGGUAGGUAGGUAGAUAGGUAGGUAGGCAGGUAGGUAGGUAGGUAAAUAAACUGAUAAUAAAGAAUUGACAUGUAGUAGAAAGGAAAAUUAUUUGGUUUAUUUUUUAAGGUUUUUGAGAUGUAUAAAACAGAAAUUGUUUAUCAGAUAAUUUGUCUUACACAUUCAAUGUAUAUGAAAUAAUUAAUAUGAUACUGAAUUUAUUCAAGGGCUGAAAGUAUGUAGAACAUACAGGCCACGAACUAGGAAAACUACCAUUUGGAGAAAGGGUUUUAUUCAUGGAAGAAAGGUAUAAUGUAAAGAGUAGAUGUUUCAUGACUUGACAUUUAAAUUUUAGGUGAAUCAUUUAAAACUUUCUGGAAUCAUGUUAGAAAUAAAUGACAGCUCUUACUAAGGUACUACUAUGUAUUUAAUUAUUACAUGGUUUUAAAGUUCAACAUACAGCUUUGUUUUAAUUCUUCCUUAUAAUUUUUCUAUUCUGAACAUUUUCAAAAAGCUUCCCAUAUUAUUUUUCUCAAUAUGAUUGUCAUGUUUUUCUGUAGUAAAACACAUUUAAGAUACUUAAUUUUAAAACUGCUUAUAAAACUGGCACAGGGUAUAAAACUCCUUCAUAAAAUCAAAGUGCCUAACUUGAAAGAUUGCUUAUUGGUUCUAUAGUCAUUUAAUCUCUUAAGUGAUAGCAUUCUUUUUGUAUUUGUUUGCCACACAAUUAUUUUUACUCAUGUCCUUUUUAUUCUCGGAUUUCUCAAUGAGAUACAUAAGAUUUUACUUUAACUUUUAUGAAUUCUUGUAGUUUCUUGGCUGUUCCUGGGGUAAAUUCAGUCAGUCUUUUGUAAAUAGAAAGGCAGCUUUAAUACUAAAAAGUUUCAUAACAAAAAAAAACUUCAGACCAUAUUAAACAAUAUCUAAGAAAGCUAAAGCACUUAACAUAGAAUAUAUAUUUAAAAAAAAAAAAACUGUUGCUGUCAAGUCAAUUCCAAGUUAGAGUGACCCUAUGGGACAGAGUAGAGCUGCCCCACAGGGUUUCCAAGGAGUGGCUGGUGGAUUUGGACUAUCUGCCAACUUUCUGGUUAGCAGCCAAACUCUUAACCACCAUGCCACUAUACGGCUAUGAAAUAUACAAUAAAGAACAUCACUUCAAGAAAUGGAAAUUUAGACAAAUGACCCAGGCUUAUGAUGCUCUAACUCUAAAUGAUUUUCAUGUCUACAAAAAAAAGAAUUUUUUUUUUUUUCUUAAGGUUUCGUUUGAUAGAACCAUUAGUUGCCUGGCUUUGUCUACUCCUCAUUGGAGCCUUGGUGUAAUAUCUAUGGGAUCUGAGCCCAUGGAUCACCUUAUUUUUGAGACCACCUGUUAGAGAUUCAAUUAUGUUCCCCAGAAGUAUGUACUGUAAAUCCUAACUUCUGUGCCUGGGGUUAUAAUCCCAUUAGAGAAUAGGUUGUCUUUGUUAUGUUAAUGAAGCAGGAUUAGUAUAGAAUGUAUCUUGAUUCAGUCUCUUUUGAGAUAUAAAAAAGAUUAAACAAGCAAGCAGAGACAAGGAAAGAGAGAUGCCAAGCCACAUGAAGAUUGCCCAGGAGCAGAAACUCAGAAGAGACAAGGACCUUCCUCCAGAGCUGAUAAGGAAGACUUUCCAUAGAGCCAGCACCCUGAAUUGGGACUUCUAACCCCCUAAACCGUGAGAAAAUAAAUUUUUGUUUGUUAAAGCCAACCAUUUGUGGUAUUUCUGUUAUAGCAGUACUAGAUAACUAAGAUACCACCUUAUAAUUAGUUGAUUUCAGUGACUAAACCCCCUUGGACUAGGUCUAAAAUACCCAUCUUGUCCAUAUUCCACUCUGUAAUGAACAGGUUUCAGUGUAUUGGGAGGAAAACAAAGGCUGUAUGAAACUUACUGUUUCCAGAAGUUAACCUUUGAAAAUCUAACAGCAAAUACUGGUUGACACCUAUACAAAACCAACAGCCAACAUCAUUCUCAAUAGAGAGAGGCUUAAAGCAUUCUCCAGAGAAUGGGAACAAGACAAGGAUGCUGUUUAUCACCACUCCUAUUUAACAUUGUGCUGGAAGUCCUCGUAGAGCAAUAUGUCAAGAAAAAGAAAUAAAGUACAUGCAAAUUGGAAAGGAAGAAGUAAGACUAUCCCUAUUCACAGAUGAUAUGAUACUGCACAUAGAGAACCCCAAAGAUUACACAAGAAAACUGCUGGAACUAAUUCAGCAGAGUAGCAGAAUACAAGAUCAACAUACAAAAAUCAGUUGGAUCCCUAUACACCAACAAAGAGAACUUUGAAAAGAAAAUGAAGAAAACAAUAUCAUUUAUUGGUGUUGUUAAGUACCAAAAAUAAAUGAUAAAUAUCAUUUAUAACCCAUAAAAAAUAGCUCCUAAAAAGAUCAAAUACUUAGGAAUAAAUCUAACCAGAAAUGUAGAAGAC
Messenger RNA from Loxodonta africana (African savanna elephant), 9569 nucleotides. RefSeq names its product BRCA1 interacting helicase 1 (gene BRIP1). The transcript is spliced from 21 exons. Gene Ontology annotation, cellular component: nucleus. NCBI's taxonomy places the organism in Eukaryota, Metazoa, Chordata, Mammalia, Proboscidea, Elephantidae. The coding region runs from base 886 to 4557 and encodes 1223 amino acids. Gene Ontology annotation, molecular function: ATP binding; hydrolase activity, acting on acid anhydrides, in phosphorus-containing anhydrides; DNA binding. The record is from RefSeq and is a predicted model, not a curated record. Gene Ontology annotation, biological process: double-strand break repair involved in meiotic recombination; nucleotide-excision repair.